AUGGCCUCAGUUUCAUGCCCCAAGCCCAGGUACUUUUUGGCAUUCUUUUUCCUCAGUCUCUGCUUCAAAUUCAUGUCUGCAGACCCAAACUUGUCAUUUGCUUUCAAGAAUUUUGGCAAAGAUUCAAACUUUGACUCUCUGAUUGCUCUGUAUGGUGACACUAAGGUGGUUAAUGAUAGUUUGUCUAUAGAAAUUGAUGGUAGUGAAAUGAGUCCUGGGGCUGGAAGAAUCAUGAGCAAGAAACCCAUUAAGCUUGUUGAGGGAAAACCCAGGAAAUUGGUGUCUUUUUCCACUUAUUUUGCGUUUUCUUUGUCAAGGCUAAGUGGGGAUGGGCUUGCAUUUGUUAUGUUACCAGAUGGGUAUCCUUUCAAUGUGUUUGAUGGUGAUGGUGGGUCAUUUGGGGUGUUGAAUGGGGAGAAGGAGAAUUACAAGUUUCUUGGGGUUGAGUUUGAUAUAUUGAAGGAUGAUAAAUAUGGGGAUGUUAAUGGGAAUCAUGUUGGGGUUGACUUGAGCAGUUUGGUAUCUGUUAAAGUGGGGAAUGUUUCAUCCAUCAAUUUGGAGCUCAAUAGUGGUGAAAAGUUGCAAUCUUGGAUUGAUUAUGAAGCAAGCUCAAAGAGAUUGGAGGUGAGGUUGAGCAAAUGGGGUGAGAUUAGGCCAGGUUAUCCACUGCUUUCUUGCUUUGUUGACUUAUCCCAAAUGUGGAAAGAGGAUGAGGUGUUUGUUGGGUUAAGCACAUCAAGAUUGUGGAACCAAUCCCACAAGUGUAAUGUAUAUUCAUGGAGUUUCAAGUUAAGGGCUGCUCCAGAUUGGAUGCAUUCUCAGCCGUUGGAUCCCAAGGCCUUUCGUGUGGGGAAACCCGAGCAGCUGAGUGUUCCCAAGAGAAGCGACGAAUGUGGGUUGAAAAUCCUCGGCGCUUUGAUCUUUGGUACCGGGUGUGGAGCGCUAGGGACACUCAUGGUGUUGUUCGUUUGGAGCGUCUUGAGAAACAGGCGGCCUAUUGUGCCCGAGGAGCUCACUCCAGAGCCUAAAGAAUACGAGUACAAGAAGUUCCAAGUAGUUGUAGAUGAUAAAGCCAUCAAAGAUGGUAAGAAUUAG
This is a messenger RNA of Ipomoea nil (Japanese morning glory), 1095 nucleotides long. RefSeq names its product L-type lectin-domain containing receptor kinase VIII.2-like. The record is from RefSeq and is a predicted model, not a curated record. Gene Ontology annotation, molecular function: carbohydrate binding. The transcript has a single exon. The coding region runs from base 1 to 1095 and encodes 364 amino acids. NCBI's taxonomy places the organism in Eukaryota, Viridiplantae, Streptophyta, Magnoliopsida, Solanales, Convolvulaceae.